AUGAAACAUCCUGAAACAGAAUUGCUCCCUCCUGUGCAAUGCGAUUUCCCAUGUGGAUUCAAUCCAUCAUAUGGGAAAUAUGACGCAGCCAAAACAGUCAGCCUGGGCAUGAAAAUUAAACCUGUCAAAAAUAAGGUGGAGCUUCCUAUAGGAAAAUCUCAUCCUGUCACGAUCUCGAUCCUGCUCGAGUGUAAACAGCGACGAUGCCGGCGAGUAAUUUUCGAAAAGAAAAAAAGACCUCUGAGCGAGUAUGGUGUUGAUGAAACUGGUGCUAUAUGGAUUUGCAAGAUUCUGCUAAUGGGUUCAAAAAUAUCGUGUGUUCUCGAGAACAAUGGGAGGAAAAUUGUUGACCUUUUUGAAAGAGACGAAAAUGACGACUUCCACAACUGGAUCUUCCUUUUACAACAGGAAGUAGAAGAGACAAUGUUCCAGGCUGAACAACUUGGUGUUGAGAUGGCAGUCCCCGCAUAUACCACCUUUCCUGCUACACGGCAAGUGGCGUCGGAGAAGUCAACAAUUUGGUCCAGCAUACCCGUAUUCGCCACUGAGGCAAAAGAUGAAGAAUUUACAAUGAAUAUCACUGAUUUCUUUUCUAUCACCAUCAUCAUGCAAUUCGAUCGAAAUCAUCCACGCAGCAUCAUACCUGUGUUGGAGGUGCAUCUUGUCCAGAAAGAGAAGCAGAUGUCGGUAGAAGAAUUCAAAAAAGAUUGGGAGGAAGAUUCAAUUUAUACAUACGAUAUUCCAUAUGAUGGUCUAUUGUUUUCGGACCACCAUAGAAAGAGAGGCCGCAUUGCAAUCGACGGACCCCGAUUAGUUGGCAUUCAGUGA
Molecule: messenger RNA, 828 nt
Organism: Talaromyces proteolyticus
Lineage: Eukaryota; Fungi; Ascomycota; Eurotiomycetes; Eurotiales; Trichocomaceae
Exons: 3
Coding region: 1-828 (275 amino acids)
Source: RefSeq, a predicted model, not a curated record